Pseudonaja textilis is the source of this 2239-nucleotide messenger RNA. It is a transcript of the gene ARHGEF3, whose product is annotated as Rho guanine nucleotide exchange factor 3. The record is from RefSeq and is a predicted model, not a curated record. Gene Ontology annotation, biological process: positive regulation of Rho protein signal transduction; intracellular signal transduction. Gene Ontology annotation, molecular function: guanyl-nucleotide exchange factor activity. Lineage: Eukaryota; Metazoa; Chordata; Lepidosauria; Squamata; Elapidae.
UUUGGGGUUAUAGAGCCGCCGCCUCUCGCCGAACUACCCGCGCCGGACGCAAAAAAGUUCUCCGUGGGGAGGAAAGUGGACCCACGUCACGCCCCGGGUCUCUUCUCCCGCCCCCCCACCUCUCCCCCAGCUGCCAGGUGCCUGCGCGAUCAGCCCGGAGGAGCCCUGCCGCCUUUAGCCCGCAGCUCGGAGGAUCUCAUGCAGGGGGGAGAGGAAGAGCCCGAAAGCACCAGGGGAAUGAAUGCAAGCAGACCCACAAACUGUAUAAACAGUCCUAGAGAAAUACCCCACUGUGCCAAAAGGGGAAUGGAGGAAGACACAACAUGGCCUAAAGAACAACAGCACAACUUUUCCUUGUUUCCUUCCACAAAAGCCUGGAAUUUCAGAGGGAAGAAACGCAAGCAGAGUACCCAGGAUGAAGAUGCAAUCAGUGUGUGUAGCUUUGAUUCAAGUGAGCCCAGUAACAAGCGGGUCAAGCCUCUUUCUAGAGUGACAUCACUAGCAAGCUUAAUUCCUCCUGUCCGAACAACUCCCUUGAAGCGAUUUGGUCAGACACUCCAGCGUUCUAUCAGUUUUCGUAAUGACAGUCGAUCUGAUCUACUUGCAUCCCGUUCCUGGAUGAAAAAUGUACCCUCAGCUAGCACCAAGCGACGAGACAGUAAACUCUGGAGUGAGACUUUUGAUGUUUGUGUCAAUCAGAUGCUCACAUCCAAAGAAAUUAAGCGCCAAGAGGCAAUAUUUGAACUUUCACAAGGAGAAGAAGACUUGAUUGAAGACUUAAAGUUAGCAAAGAAGGCGUACCAUGAUCCAAUGCUUAAGCUAUCUAUAAUGUCUGAAGAAGAAUUAAAGCAAAUUUUUGGAACACUAGAUUCUUUAAUUCCUCUUCAUGAAGAUCUUCUUAAGAGACUGAAGGAAAUUAGGAAGUCUGAUGGAUCUACUGAAUCAGUUGGUCACAUUCUUGUGAGCUGGUUGCCGUUCUUGAAUGCUUACGAUAGUUACUGUAGCAAUCAAGUGGCUGCUAAAGCUUUGCUGGAUCAUAAAAAACAGGACCACCGAGUGCAGGACUUCCUACAGCGCUGCUUGGAAUCCCCUUUCAGUCGUAAAUUAGAUUUAUGGAAUUUCCUUGAUAUCCCACGCAGCCGUCUGGUGAAAUAUCCACUGCUACUCAGAGAGAUUUUGAGGCACACACCAAAUGAUCAUCCAGAUCAUCAGCACCUUGAAGAAGCUAUGAAUAUUGUUCAAGGCAUAGUAGCAGAAAUCAAUAAAAAGACAGGAGAAUCUGAAUGUCAGUAUUACAAAGAGAGGCUGAUAUAUCUUGAUGAUACCCAAAGGGACUCCCUGAUAGAUGAGUCACGUGUUGUUUGCUGUCAUGGUGAACUAAAAAACAACAGGGGAGCGAAAUUUCAUGUCUUUCUUUUCCAAGAAGUGCUAGUAAUUACUCGGGCAAUUCUUCAUAAUGAACAACUCUGCUAUCAAAUGUAUCGCCAGCCCAUCCCUGUGAAGGAUCUUACGCUGGAAGACUUGCAAGACGGAGAGGUGCGAUUAGGUGGAUCCAUACGUGGUGCGUUUAGCAACAAUGAGAGAAUUAAAAACUUCUUUAGAAUCAGCUUCAAAAAUGGAUCACAAAGUCAAUCCCACUCAUUACAAGCAAAUGAUACUUUCAAUAAACAACUCUGGCUCAACUCUAUCCGUCAAGCCAAAGAACUGAUUUUGCAUGCCUCGGGUGAGAAUGGAGUCCUUGAUUUGGAAGGACCUGUAAUAACAUCAAGUAGGAACAGAAUAUUCCAGCAAGAAUCCAAGUCAGAACAAAUGGACCAAUCAGACAGUGGAUCAAACUGUAGCAUGGACACUAGUGAAAUUAGCCUUGAGUGUGAUCACAUGGAAGAGACAGAUUCUUGGGAGAAUGACAGAGAAUUAGAAAGCAAUGUCUGACAAAAACUUCAUGAGGCUUUCAGUGUCUUUUAUGUAUGUAUUUGCAUCCAUAUGUGGAGAAAGAAGCACUUUUUAAUAUUUUUGUGACAAUGUCAAUUCAAUCCCUAUUAUAUUUGUAUCUGUUGACCAUAAUACUGUAACUGCCGGUAUGUGUGAUUUGGAAUGUGUGACAACUAUAGUCUUGUGAUAGUCUGUAAAUGUCUCAAUGACUGAGACAGGUACUUGACCAAAUAUUUCACGUCCUGUUGGUAGACAAGAUUUCUAAACUACCAGUUUUAGACAUAUUAUAUAGCAGGUGUCCCUAUUU